UUGAUCUUUAAUGAAAAUAUUACUUUUUAAUCUAUUUAGGAAAUGUCUGCUUGCAGAUUAGAGGUAGAUAAGGGUCUCAAACAUUUUUCUUAAUGAGAUUUGAGAAAAUAAAUUUUAAUCUAUUAUCAGCUACAAGAAAAAAGAUCCGAGUCACUCUUUCUCCCGUCGUGUUUGCUGUAUUUAGUCAAAAUGAUUCUCACAAGUUAGCUUUUUAAUAAAAAUCAGAAAGAGUUUAUGGUUCCAUUUAUGCUGAAAUAGAAAUAAAGGAAUCUGAAUCUUUAAAGACUAACACUUUGGAUAAGACUUAACCUUUCACAUUGUAAAAAUAUUUUAAUUUGUGCUGGAUUUACACUCUUAAUACACUCCAACCACUGGGACUGAAUGAGGACUUUGAAAUGUCUCUAUUUCUCCAAGUAUAAUAUAAUAUAUAUGGCAACUUUUAAUGUAACUUCAUUGCCUUGCUCUAUGAUGGUUUUCCAGCUUGAUGCCUGCGGUGUAUUAAUCUCUUUCUCCUGAUAGAUGAUUUGGAAGUGUUUUUAAAAGAUUUUGUUAACUUCUUGUGUCAAGGCAAUAUGUUAUGUGAAAGGGACUCCAUCCCCCAUGAUGCCUUGUGUGGAAAUGACACAGGUGUUCGACAUCAGCUGCUUUUUCCUUUGAUAGGAACUCUCUGUAUGAGCAUUUGCAAUUCCUGAUGAAGGUCUGUUGACCGAAAGCUUGAAUAAAUACAACAUUUUUGCAGAUUGAAAUGUGCUGAUUUUGUUCCUCUUCGAUUUGUUGGAGCAUAAAAAUGUUAAAGAGCAUAAAAAUGUAAAAAAGCUUCUGCUGGAGAGACAAAGGUCUGUGUUGGGUAAAUAAAAUUAUCCAACAGUCCGCUAUCGAAAUGUGGCUGAGGGUGGUACAGGAUCACCACAAGGGCCGAAAGGAGGAGGUGAAGCUGGAAGACCGAGAAGCGUGUGUAAAAUGAAGACAAAUGAUGAUAACCAGAUUGACUCAAUUUAUAGGAAAACCUGACUUCUCUUUCUACAUGCCUGCUGUGAUUCAGUAUCAGCAUGCAACUAAAAGUCUGCAGCACCCAAAGGGACCACAACCUCAGCUUCCACAGCUUGCCCCUGGCUGGAAACUACAGAACAAGACUUGUCAGGACGUUUCUGGACUUCAGAUGUACAAAUACACCCCGGAAUCUGGACACCAUGCUGCUUUUAUCCCACCUGAGGUGCAUCUCGAAAGCCAAAUUGGUGACCUUCCUGGUGGGAUUGACACUGAUGUUCUUUAUCAUGGCUUCCUAUAUCCUGAUGUGGGACAAGGAAAGACUUCCUCUCACUUCUAUUCCUUAUCAGGUCAGACCUGCGGACACCAGCACAAAUACAGCAGACGUUUUGCUUGACAAGAGUUUUAUGGACAGAAAAAUGUUGCUGAAUAUCAACUCCAAACUGCAGUACACAUCCAGGAAGGUGCCUGAUAAGAAGGAUAUUGUUGACACAAAUCCCCAUCUGUUCUCAGUGAUCCCUCGCCAUUUCUUCCCGGGUGUCAAGAGUCCAUGCUGGUAUCAGGAGAUCUCAAAGGAACUCGGCUCAGACCCGUACAAAAGCAACCGCUUCACUCUGCGCUCAAAGACUUUCAAGAACAUUUGCGACCACAUGAGAGUCGACUUCCACCAGCACGUGUGGCGCAGAGAUGGCAGGCGGUUUCGUCUGCGUUGCUUACCCUACUUUUACAUCAUUGGCCAGCCCAAGUGUGGAACAACAGACUUGUUUCACAGGCUGUUGAUGCUUCCUGAAGUCAAGUUCAACAUAAUAAAGGAGCCGCACUGGUGGACCAGGAAACGCUUCGGUUAUAUUCGUUUCAGAACAGGCUUCCAGGAACGUUUUCCAAUAGAUGAUUACUUGGAUCUGUUUGAUUUGGCGGCACAAAGCAUCCAAGGAGGAAUCUAUGGAAAUUCAUCUGGAGACCACCAUGCACUCCAGAUCAUAACAGGUGAAGCCAGUGCUUCCACUAUGUGGGAUAAUCAGGCCUGGAGCUAUCUCCAUGGAGACAUUAACAAAUCAGAGCCUCCUUUCCUGGCUCAGGACUUCAUCCAUGCAGUCCAACCUGGUGCCAAAAUCAUCAUCAUGCUCAGAGAUCCAGUGGAAAGGCUUUACUCAGACUAUUUGUACUUUACGAUGGUCAACAAGUCUUCAGAGGAUUUUCAUCAGAAGGUCAUAGAGUCUGUCCAUUUGUUUCAGCGCUGUCUCUCCGAUCGGUCCCUUCGUUCCUGUGUCUACAACACCAGCCUUUACAACACCAUGCCUGUGAGACUAACUCUGGGAAUGUACUUUGUCUUCUUACUGGACUGGCUGACGGUUUUCCACAAAGAGCAGAUUUUAGUUCUCCGACUGGAGGACUAUGCAGCAAAUCUCAAAGAGACAAUUAAGAAUGUUUUUGAUUUUUUAGAUGUAGGCCCUCUGUCAGCAGACACUGAGGCAGCACUGACCAAAAGGCCCAUGUCCAACACCAGAAGGACUCAAGACAAGAGCCUUGGUCCAAUGCUUCCAUCCACUAGAAACCUCCUAAGCAGGUUUUACCAGCCCUUCAACCAUGAACUGGCCAGUGUCUUGGACAGCAAAGCCUUCCUCUGGGGUUACAGCUGAAUGUUCCAUCUGCUGUAAAAAGGGAGCAACAAGCCACAGCUGGAAUGGUUGCACAAAUAAUGUUCCAGAAAAUUAUUGAUAUUUAUUUGCUUUCUAAAAAAUUAUGUGCAUCAUCUAAUGGUGAUAAUUAAAUAAACAUAUUUUUAUUUGA
Messenger RNA from Nothobranchius furzeri (turquoise killifish), 2778 nucleotides. Its product is annotated as carbohydrate sulfotransferase 15. Gene Ontology annotation, biological process: hexose biosynthetic process. Lineage: Eukaryota; Metazoa; Chordata; Actinopteri; Cyprinodontiformes; Nothobranchiidae. The record is from RefSeq and is a predicted model, not a curated record. Gene Ontology annotation, molecular function: N-acetylgalactosamine 4-sulfate 6-O-sulfotransferase activity.